Messenger RNA from Hypanus sabinus (Atlantic stingray), 720 nucleotides. RefSeq names its product replication protein A3 (gene rpa3). The transcript is spliced from 4 exons. The record is from RefSeq and is a predicted model, not a curated record. Lineage: Eukaryota; Metazoa; Chordata; Chondrichthyes; Myliobatiformes; Dasyatidae. The coding region runs from base 79 to 498 and encodes 139 amino acids. Gene Ontology annotation, biological process: base-excision repair; DNA replication; double-strand break repair via homologous recombination. Gene Ontology annotation, cellular component: site of double-strand break; DNA replication factor A complex; nucleus. Gene Ontology annotation, molecular function: damaged DNA binding; single-stranded DNA binding.
GACGUAAAUUCACAGCCCGGAACAUCUGUAGCAGGGCUGGUUGUGUCGGGAUUAUUUUUGACGGUGCACACAAGACGGAUGAAUUUUGUGCCGGCAGGCUUUUCGCGCCGACUGGAAACGUGCGGAACGGGAAUGGCGGAUGUUUUGGAGGGUCCACGGCCGAGGAUCAAUGCGGGGAUGAUGCCCGAACUUAUGGGCAGAGCUGUGUGCCUGGUGGGCCGUGUGUUGAAGGUUCAUCCCACUGGGACCUCAUUUAUUGUUUCAGAUGGAGAUGGGAACAAUGUUACAGUGGAAAUGACUGAUCCACUUGAUGAAGAGUUGAGUGGAGUAAUCGAAGUGGUUGGAAGAGUCACACAGAAAGCCACUAUUAAAGCUGCAUAUUACACUCCUUUCAGAGAAGAUCAGAACAGUUUUGAUCUUGGUCUCUACAAUGAAGCACUGUGCAUUUUGCAUGAAUUCUCACAGUAUUAUCCUUUUGGGGUUUCUGGCAACAUAUGAUUCUUCAGUAUUCCACUGUGAUUAAUUCAUCAUUACUGGACUUCAAUUUCAGAGUUUUUUUAAACUUAAAUGAAAAGCUGUAAUGUAAAAGUUAAUUAAAGUGCUGUAAAGUUGCUUGUUUCUUUAUUUGUAUUUCUUGAUUUAUUAAUUCUGUAUUUCAGACUAUAGGUAUACUGCCUUCACAUUUACAUUGUGGAAUAAAAGCUUCAUUCAUUCUAGUGA